AUGUCAAUUACCCCGUUACCGUCUUCGCAGACCGCAAUUGUCCAGGACAAUGCAGGCCAACCAAUCUGCACACUAGAUGCGCCCGUGCCAAAGCUCCUGCCUAAGACGGUACUUGUGAAGACGAUAGCGGUGGCUGUGAACCAAUGUGACCAUAAGAUGGGCACCAACUUUCCCACUCCGGGCGCCAUCAUUGGUUCUGAUUUUGUUGGAACUGUGGUGUGCAUGAGCCCCGAGGCAGCUCGGCUCAGGCCGGAUUUAGAACUCGGCGAUAUCGUCUGUGGAUACGUCCAUGGAUCGAACCCGGCCGAGCCGGGGAACGGGGCCUUCGCUGAGUACCUCAGAGCUCACGUCCAAUUGAUCUACCUGGUUCCCAAGGGUAUGCCCGAGUUAGAGGCGGCGGCUUUGGGUGUUGGACUUGGGACUGCGGCUCUGGCGCUAUGGAAGGCGAUGGAUCUACCUGCGUCACCAGUGGAUCUGUUGCCGUUGGAUAGCCCACCAGUCUACGUGCUCGUCUACGGUGCAAGCACUGCCUCUGGGACCAUGGCAUUGCAGCUGCUCAAACUGUCCGGUUAUACACCCAUUGCAACAUGCUCCCCGCAGAAUUUUUCCCUGGUCAAAUCUUACGGGGCAGCAUACGUGUUUGAUUACGCAGACGAGGCCACGCAAAACGAGAUAAAGCAAUUGACAGGUGGCAGAUUGGCAUACGCACUCGAUUGCGUCACGGACAGUUCGUCGGCAGCGUAUUGUGCUUCAACCAUGGCUCGCACAGGGGGUCGGUACAUCACGUUGGAGCUGUGUUCGGAGGACCUGAAACCGAAGCGGAGAUCUAUCAAGCAGGACUGGAUCUUUGCGCUGGACAUCUUUGGGGAGCCAAUCCCACUCAGCAGGGGCUAUGAGAGGGAGGCCAGCCCCGAAGUGCACCAAUUUGCUGUGAAUUGGUAUCGUGUAUUUCAGAAACUUAUUGACGAAGGCAAAGUACGUCCUCAUCCACUGCAGGAGCUGGAAGGGGGUUUCAGCGGGAUCAUAGAGGGAGUUCGUUUACUCAAGACGGGCUCUGUUUCUGGAAAGAAGCUAGUUAUUGCAAUAGGCUCGUAG
This is a messenger RNA of Exserohilum turcica Et28A, 1095 nucleotides long. RefSeq lists its product as uncharacterized. The record is from RefSeq and is a predicted model, not a curated record. NCBI's taxonomy places the organism in Eukaryota, Fungi, Ascomycota, Dothideomycetes, Pleosporales, Pleosporaceae. The transcript is spliced from 2 exons. Bases 1 to 1095 code for a protein of 364 amino acids. Gene Ontology annotation, molecular function: oxidoreductase activity, acting on NAD(P)H.